AUGGGCGCUCUGACAAGACACAUUCAAGGAGAGGUACCGUGGUGCAUGUUGUUUGCAGAUGACAUUGUGCUUAUUGACGAGUCGCGGAGCGGUGUUAACAUGAGACUGGAGGUUUGGCGACAGACUUUGGAGUCGAAGGGUUUCAAGUUGAGCAGGACUAAGAUAGAGUACUUAGAGUGCAAGUUCAGUGAUGGGACUCAAGUAGAGGACGAGAACAUGCAGCUGGGUACUCAGAUCAUCCUGAAGAAAGAAAGUUUGGGAUCGAUCAUCCAAGGGACUGGCGAGAUUGACGACGAUGUCACACAUCGUAUUGGAGCGGGAUGGAUGAAAUGGAAGCUCUCAUCGGGACUGUUGUGCGAUAAGAAGGUGCCGCCUAUUCUAAAGGAAAAGUUCUACAAAGCGAUGGUUAGACUGGCUAUGUAG
Molecule: messenger RNA, 423 nt
Organism: Lycium barbarum (goji berry)
Lineage: Eukaryota; Viridiplantae; Streptophyta; Magnoliopsida; Solanales; Solanaceae
Exons: 1
Coding region: 1-423 (140 amino acids)
Source: RefSeq, a predicted model, not a curated record